UGCUGGAGACCUACAGCAACCUGGUGUCACUGAAUGUCCAGGUAGAUGAUGACCUCAUGGAGAGGAACCAAGAAAGUCAUGGUAGUAGAUGCUUGCAGCAAAUUGUAAUCACCAACAGCAACACAUCAGCUGAGGAGAAAGUUGUGUUAGGAAAAUCAUUUUAUUUGAAUUCAUAUCAUGUUUUAAAUCAGAUUAUACAUAAUGGAAAGUAUUCAGGAAAGGGAAAUGAGUUUUACAUAUGUCAGAAUGCACUUUUUCCUAGAGAGGCUGAUGAGAUGCCUGCUGGAAAGAAAUCUAAUGACGAUCAUAUAACUGGAAAAUUGCCCAGACAUCAUGAGUAUCUUAGUCAGCAUCCCAAUAUUCAAACUGGGAAGCAGACUUUAGAAUACAGUGGAAAAGGGAAAUCCUCCAAGACAGAGGCAAUAAUAUUUACACAUAAAAAGAUUGAUGUGGAUGAGACCGCCUAUAAGUAUAAUGAAUAUGGGAAAGGUAAGUCAGCUGUCAUUGUCCAAGAAAUAAAUCAGGUAGAAAGGAAAACUCUUCAAUGUGGUAUAUGUGGGGAAAUGUUCUGUGAAAAGUCUGGACUGACUAAACAUCAGAUUAUGCACACAGGAGAGAAACACUAUAAAUAUCCUGAAUGUGAGAAAUCUUUUGUUAAGAAACUGUACCUUACCUCCCAUCAAGGAACACCUAUACAGGAGAAUCUUUAUGGUUGUAACGAACAGGAGAAAAAUUUUUGUCAGAAGUCAGACCUUACAAUGCUUCAGGGAACUUACACAGGAGAACUGUACUAUGGAAGUAUUAACUGUGGAAAAAACUUCUGUGAGCAUUCACUCCUAAGCCAUCCUGAGAGAAUACACCCAGGUGAGAAACCAUAUGAAUGUAGAGAAUGUACAAAAUUUUUCUACCAUGUGUCAGCCCUCCCUGUAUAUCAGAGAGUUCACACAAGUGAGAAACCGUGUAAAGAACAUAAAAAUACAUUUUAUAGUAAUAAAUGUGGUAAAACCUUUCUCCAGAAUUCACACUGCAGCAGUCAUCAGAGAAUUCAUCCUGGUGAGAAACCAUGUGAAUGUAAGGAAUGUGGAAAAACUUUUAAUGAACACUCAAGCCUCAGCAUUCAUCCCACAGCUCACACAGGUGAGAAACCACAUGAAUGCAGAGAAUGUGGAAAAGCUUUUAGCCGAAAGUUUUCCUUAAGUGUUCAUCAGAGAACUCACACAGGUGAGAAACCAUACGAGUGCAAAGACUGUGGAAAAGCUUUUAGCCACAAGUCAAGCAUCAGGAAGCAUGAGAGAAUUCACACAGGUGAGAAACCAUAUGAAUGUCGAGAAUGCGGAAGAGCUUUUAGCCGAAAAUCAAGCCUCAGCAAUCAUCAGAGAAACCACACAGGCGAGAAACCAUAUGAAUGUAGAGAAUGUGGAAAGUCUUUUAGCCUAAAAGCAAGCUUCAGCACUCAUCAGAGAACUCACACAGGCGAGAAACCAUACGAGUGCAAAGAAUGUGGAAAAGCUUUUAGCCACAAGUCAAGCAUCAUGAAGCAUGAGAGAAUUCACACAGGUGAGAAACCGUAUGAAUGUAAAGAAUGUGGAAAGGCUUUUAGCAUGAAGUCAUACUUGAGCAUUCAUCAGAGAACUCACACGGGUGAGAAACCAUAUGAAUGUAAAGACUGUGGGAAACCUUUUGCCUAUAAGUCGGACAUCAGGCAGCAUGAGAGAAUUCACACAGGUGAGAAGCCAUAUGAAUGUAAAGACUGUGGAAAAGCUUUUACCCACAAGUUAUCCUUCAGCCUUCAUCAGAGAAUUCAUACAGGUGAGAAGCCAUAUGAAUGUAGAGAAUGUGGAAAAACUUUUAUCCAAAAGUCAUGCCUCAGUGUUCAUCAGAGAAUACACACAGGUGAGAAACCAUAUGAAUGCAAAGAAUGUGGGAACACUUUUAACCAGAAGUCACACCUCAUUAGGCAUCAGAAAAUUCAUACAAGUGAAAUACCAGAUGGAUGUAACGAAUGUACAGAAUUUUUCAGAAUUCACACAGGUGAGAAACCAUGUGAACUUAAGGAAUGUGAAAAAACUUUUAACCAAAAGUCAAGCCUCACCAUUCAGCAAAGGAGUCACAUGGGUGAGAAACCAUAUGAAUGUAUAGACUGCGGGAAAGAUUUUACCCACAAUGCAGGCAUCAGGAAUCAUGAGAGAAUUCACACAGGUGAGAAACCAUAUGAAUGUAGAGAAUGAAAACCUUUAAGCCAGAAGACAGGCCUCAGCAGGCAUGAGGUAAUUCAUACACAUGAGAAACCAUAUGAAUGUAAAACUGUGGGGAACCUUUUGCCCACAAGUCAGACAUCAGGCAGCAUGAGAAUUCACACAGGUGAGAAACCAUAUGAAUGUAAAGACUGUGGAAAAGCUUUUACCCACAAGUCAUCCUUCAGUAGGCAUCAAAAAAUUCAAACGGGUGAGAAACCAUAUGAAUGUAAAGACUGUGGAAAAGCUUUUACCCACAAGUCAUCCUUCAGUAGGCAUCAAAAAAUUCAAACGGGUGAGAAACCAUAUGAAUGUAAAGACUGUGGAAAAGCUUUUACCCACAAGUCAUCCUUCAGUAGGCAUCAAAAAAUUCAAACGGGUGAGAAACCAUAUGAAUGUAAAGACUGUGGAAAAGCUUUUACCCACAAGUCAUCCUUCAGUAGGCAUCAAAAAAUUCAAACAGGUGAGAAACCAUACAAAUGCAAAGAAUGUGGAAAAGCUAUUAACCAAAAGUCACACCUCAGCCAUCAAAGAAUUCACAUAGGUGGGAAACCAUGUGAAUGUAAGGAAUGUGGGAAAACAGUUUACUGGAACUCACGACAAUAUACAUGAACAAA
Molecule: messenger RNA, 2851 nt
Organism: Galeopterus variegatus (Sunda flying lemur)
Lineage: Eukaryota; Metazoa; Chordata; Mammalia; Dermoptera; Cynocephalidae
Product: zinc finger protein 665-like
Source: RefSeq, a predicted model, not a curated record